UGAGGUCAGAUAGAUCUGAGCUCUGUCCCUUCCUGUCAGAGUGACCUUGGGCAAAGCACUUCACCUUUUCUUCACAGAGGAAAAAUCUAUGCUGCAGGGAAGCUCUCAAUAGUAGAGUGGAAUGUGACUGACAUGUAGUAGGUGCUCAAUAAAUGGCAGCUGUGUUUGGUGGUCAUUCAUAGCCCAGCCUUUUAGGAGCUGCAGGAGUCCAAGCUGGGGUCAGGGCUCUGAAAGACCUUAUCCCUACAGGGCCCCCAGAAGUGGAGUCAGAGGAAGGGGCCUCUUGAAUGUACUUUGGGCAAAGUCCUCCCAGCCCCCAGGGUCCUGGCUCCCUUCCCUGCAGCCUGUUCCUUACCUACAACAGGAGCAGGGCCCCAAGGUUAGGCAAACAACUAGAGAUAAGGGACUUCCAGGCUGGGCCUUGCAUUCAAGGCUUGUCCAGCUCUGCAGCUGGCUUCCUGGCUUAGAGAGAACCCUGGGCUUGUGCGCACAUUCAGAGUGGGCACCAAUAGAACACCAGUCACAGCCACCUGCUGAUUGUGCACCUGAGGCCUUGGUGCCCUGGUACAGCCUGGGUUAAUGACCCUGUUUAUCUGCUUGAGUCAUCUGAUAAGGGACAGCCGGGCAGCGGGCAGGCAGUCCUGUGCCCUGCACCAGCCACUUCAUUGACUGAGGAGAUAACAAUGCCACGUGGAGCUCCCAAUGUCCCCUCCCCCACCACUUUCCUAUCGGUCCUGCCAGGGUCAGUGUGUGCACAUUAUAUUUUUUCAAUGAACAUGACUUCUAGAGUCAAGGUUAUCGGGCCAUUCCCCUUCCCGCCCACUGGGGAUAUAAAUAGCACCCACGCCAUAGCUCAGAGGGCCAGAGAGCUAGGAAGAACUAAGAGCAGGUUUCCAAUCAUGAGCUCCAGCCAGCCAGGAGCCUGCCCAUGCCAGGGUGCUGUGGGCCGUCCAGCCAUUCUGCAUGCACUCCUGAGCCCUGGCCUAAGGGCCAGGCCCCCGGCACCCCCAUCCCGCAGCCGUUGCCAGUGUAGGCAGCACCGCCCUGUCCGCCUGUGUGCUCCUCACCGCACCUGCCGGGAGGCCUUGGAUGUCCUGGCUAAGACGGUGGCCUUCCUCAGAAACUUGCCAUCCUUCUGCCAGCUGCCUCCUCAAGACCAGCGUCGGCUGCUGCAGGGAUGCUGGGGCCCCCUCUUCCUGCUUGGGUUGGCCCAAGACACUGUGACCUUUGAGGUGGCUGAGGCACCAGUGCCCAGCAUACUCAAGAAGAUCCUGCUGGAGGAGCCCAGCAGCAGUUCUGGCAGCAGCCAGAUGCCUGACAGGCCCCAGCCCUCGAUGGCUGCUGUGCAGUGGCUUCAGUGCUGCCUGGAGUCCUUCUGGAGCCUUGAGCUGGGCCCUAAGGAGUACGCCUACCUGAAAGGAACCAUCCUCUUCAAUCCAGAUGUGCCAGGCCUCCACGCCUCCCCCCACAUCGGGCACCUGCAGCAGGAGGCUCACUGGGCGCUGUGUGAAGUCCUGGAGCCCUGGCACCCGGCAGGCCAGGGCCGUUUGGCCCGUGUCCUCCUCACAGCCUCCACUCUCAAGAGCAUUGCCCCCAGCCUCCUUGGGGACCUCUUCUUCCGCCCUAUCAUUGGAGACGUGGACAUCGCUGGACUUCUUGAGGAUAUGCUUUUGCUGAGGUGACCUGAGAGGGCAGGCACCCCAGGAGCAGCUUGGACCUUGUUGGUUUGGACACAGUGCUACAGUCAUCUAGCAGGGCUUUGUUGGUUCCCAGAGCCUCAGGGCCAAGACUUCCAUCCCCUCCUGGAACGGGGAUGGACGUUUAGGCUGCUCGUUUGUGUCAGAAUUCCUACUGACUUUUUACAGAACUGAAUUAAGUUAUUGUUUUUGUAAUAAAAGGUGUAACACCCUUGGA
This is a messenger RNA of Heterocephalus glaber (naked mole-rat), 1914 nucleotides long. RefSeq names its product nuclear receptor subfamily 0 group B member 2 (gene Nr0b2). Gene Ontology annotation, molecular function: transcription corepressor activity; transcription factor binding. Gene Ontology annotation, biological process: circadian rhythm; negative regulation of transcription by RNA polymerase II. Gene Ontology annotation, cellular component: cytoplasm; nucleus. The record is from RefSeq and is a predicted model, not a curated record. Lineage: Eukaryota; Metazoa; Chordata; Mammalia; Rodentia; Bathyergidae.